Messenger RNA from Westerdykella ornata, 821 nucleotides. RefSeq lists its product as uncharacterized. Lineage: Eukaryota; Fungi; Ascomycota; Dothideomycetes; Pleosporales; Sporormiaceae. Bases 100 to 543 code for a protein of 147 amino acids. The record is from RefSeq and is a predicted model, not a curated record. The transcript has a single exon.
GGGAGAUAUGGACAUGGAGAUCAAUCCACCACUGCCGCCUGCGACUCGGCAGCCUGCAGCUGGACUUGCUUUUGUUGGCUUGCUGGUUAACGUCUGCUCAUGCUGUGCCUCUCUCUCUCUCUCUGUCUCUCUCUCUCCUCGAACGUGCUCCUUCUCAACACGUUUGACUUUUUGUCUUGCAUCAAAGAUACACAAAAUACACAAGAGGCCGCAAAACCCGGCGCUGCAGAAACGGCUGUGCAGCGGAUCCCGCUGACGUCGUCGCUCCGCCGGGACCGGGGGGCCUUGAAGCCACCGCCAAGCCAACCGCCUGCGCCUCAAAAAUCCCACAGGGCUUGCUCCUUGCAAUGUCCGCCUGCAAACAACCUUGGAACUCAUCUCACCAACCACGUUUUCUUCUUCCUGCUGACAAACCAGCUGCCGUUCGCUGUUUUCCCCUUUCAUCCAACCUCAUCUGGGCAUCCGAAGUCUGAGCCCACCAUCUGCAGAGUCUCUGCCACAGCAGCCAGAAUUCCUCCGAUAUGCGUACCAUGGUUUCACUGAUCAUGUUGGUCCUCGGCGGGGUUACGAGAAGCCCUCACAUCGCACACACUGCACGUUGAUCGGAGGCGGCUCUUCAUUAACACGGUACAUAUGCCUCUUAUCUAUCCUCCCCUCGACGCCAAGCCUUGUACCUCUUCCUUCCCCGCGCCCACACCUCGUUGUUGAGGAACACGACUUCCAGACUAACAGUACUGUGUACUGUGUACCUUCUGCAAACCGUCCACCUCAAUGACUGCCCAGGUGGUACUGCUUCGAAUCACUCCCAACCCGCAUCGACU